Molecule: messenger RNA, 4716 nt
Organism: Cydia strobilella
Lineage: Eukaryota; Metazoa; Arthropoda; Insecta; Lepidoptera; Tortricidae
Product: DDB1- and CUL4-associated factor 8
Exons: 13
Coding region: 166-2184 (672 amino acids)
Cellular component (GO): cytoplasm; Cul4-RING E3 ubiquitin ligase complex
Molecular function (GO): protein binding
Source: RefSeq, a predicted model, not a curated record
GUUUUAAAUAAAUCAACGUCAAAAAAAGCAAACACCGUGUUCUUCGUUCUUCCUUCUUCCAUCCGAUCGUCUGUCAGAAAAAUCUAAAAAAAAUAAAAAUCUCCAUUGUAUCUGAUUAGUGAUUUUCUCAGUUGACUACUGUAAUAAUUUGCUAUCGUAACUACAAUGGAUGAUAACUCCUUGAGCGAUGACGAAGUAAAGGAAUCUCCUCUCAGCCCUGUUAUGGGUGGAAAGAAGCUGAAAUUAAACGACGGAAGUUCGCAGGAUAGCUCCAAUGGAUCAGCUUCGUCGAGCAAGGUCGUGAAGGACGAAAAUGUGGACAGCGGAGUGUCUGCAGAUAAAUCAGAGAGCAUUAGCAGUGAGGAGCGAGCCGCAGAGCCUUUAGAAGGGCCCUCGAACGUGGUGGUUAACGCGGCGCCGUCGAGCAGUAUCCAUGGGAUCGUUCUAAACAUACGGCGCCCAAGACUUGGAAGGUGUUACAGAAAACGGAAAACGCCCGACAGAGACUCUGACAGUGAUAAUUCAAGGGAUUCUGAUGAUUUAUCAACAGAAGAAAGCCCUCCUGUGUCAAGGAGAUUGUCUAAUAACUCAGAUGGAGAGAGUGUGGAUUUGGAAAGGUCUUUAGGCGCAUUUUCAGAGGUGUCAAGAAGCCCCUCCAGCAAUAGCAACCACAGUUCUUCCAAUGAGUCAAGUUACGGGCAGUCCAGCGAGCUAAAUCUGAUCAACUCAGACUCAGACAGUGAUGAUGGCAACCUGUGGCAAAGGUCUGACAUUGACCAAGAGGACAAGGCUAAGAUGGACAGUGUCUUGUCCAAGACUAGGCCAAAACAUAAUUAUUUUAUAUUGAGAGAGAUUCUGAAUCGAGAGAUGGGGCUGACGCUGCCCAGUGGAAAGACAACCAAGGAGGAUGUGAUGUUUGAAAGGAGGUUCUAUGGCUCGCUGCACGCCGUUUACAGGCUGCAGAAGUUGCACCACCUCAACAAGCAUAAGGGCUGUGUUAAUUCUAUAAAUUUUCAUCCUGAAGGUCAACUACUAGCGUCGGGGUCGGACGACACGAACGUGGUGGUGUGGGACUGGGCGCGGCAGGCGGCGCUGCAGACCAUCAAGACCGGCCACAAGUCCAACGUCUUCCAGAGCAAGUUCCUGCACCUCAACGCCAGGAGCCAGCUCAACAUCGUCACUUGCGCCAGGGAUGGACAGGUCCGUCUUCUCCAAUGCCCGCCGAGCGGUGGCGCCACGGUGUCGCGGCGGCGGCUCGCGUCGCACUCGCGCGCCGCGCACAAGCUGCAUGUCAGCGCGCAUGCGCCGCACCUCGUCGUGUCGGGCGGCGAGGACGGCGUCGUGCUGCAGUGCGACGUGCGCGCCGAGCAGGCCAACAAACUGUUCCACGUGAAGGAAUCCGGCUCGUCGAUCCCUCUGUACAGCGUGUCAGGACACCCACUGGAGCCCCGCCUGCUAUGCGUGGCAGGCCGAGACCGCUUCGUCCGCGUGUACGACACGAGGCACGCGGCGCGCGCGAGGGAUCUCUACUGUCCUAACUCCUUCCAAGACCAUGAGACAGACGGCAAGAAGAAGUUCAAAUACAACAUGAUGCAUCUGACAUGUGCGAUAUACAACCACGACGGCAGCGAAAUACUCGGGUCGUACAACGACGAAGAUAUCUACCUCUUCGACAGCAUACGAGAUGUCUACGAUAAAGACAACCCUAACAGGGAGACGAACGGCUACACGCACAAGUACAGCGGGCACCGGAACAGCGCCACGUUCAAAGGGGUCGCGUUCUUCGGGCCCAAGAGCCAGUACGUCGUGUCGGGCUCGGACUGCAGCCAUAUAUACAUCUGGGAGAAGGAGACUGAGGCCAUCGUGCAGUGGAUGGAGGGCGACAUCGGCGGCGUGGUGAACUGCAUAGAGACGCACCCGCGCAGCCCCGUGCUGGCGAGCAGCGGGCUGGAUAAGGACGUGAAGAUCUGGGUCCCCUCCAGCCAGCAGGAGCCCACCUACGCGGGCCUAGAGAAGAUAGUCCGCGAGAACAGCACCACCCAGAGGAGUCCGCUGUUCAGUGAUUUUUUACCUACACUCUAUAGUGCGUGGCGCGGCGAGAACCGCCUCUUCACCGACGAGGACCGCGCGCCGCCCUACGGCGGCAACAUCGAGUUCGACGGCAACGUCUGCACUGCCUUCUAGUGAACGGGCUCAUCUAGCUGGCCGGAUAUUUCCUCACGGAUGUAGCCUUGUCUGUCUCUGUGUGCGUGACCACACCGUUAUAACCGGAUUACCACCGGAGACGUCACGCGUCACGCAUGUACAGCGAGCGAAGUUGUUUGGUAUGCAUCCCUAGUUGCUUAUCUUUAUAGAAACUAAACCGUUUCGCUGACUGUACGGAGUGAUGAUCUAUUGUGAGAGAAAACAUCUAUAGUUGGGUAGCCGUUUGAUAGUCCAUUUAAUGUUAACCUGUAUAUGUUUAUUAUAUUAAAAUAUACUUUGUUAUGAUUAUAAUAAACGAGGUGCACGGUUUAUAAAAAGUUGUAGAUUCUGUUACGUAUAUAAGGUAUACAUGUUUAUUUGUUAUUUAGAAUAUUGUUUGUGUUUUUUUAAUGUUCACAAUGCUUAAAACGUCAUUAACCUGAAGUCCCAAUAAACAAUAUGUAAUUUCUAAUAUUAUGCUGUUCAUAUUGCUGUUCAUCGUCAUAUAGGUAUUAAGAAGUAUGUAUAUUUGUAUAUAGUUAUCAGGGUUUUCUUUACAAGAUCCCAUUUGAUUGGACUAUAAAAGGUAGCCACGAUCUGAACCAUAAUUCCUUAUUUUGCCUUUGGAUUAAACUAUGUAGUCUACCAACUACGUACUUGAUUAAAAUACUUUGUAUGUAUGUAUAUAUUUACGCUUGUAAAAUUGUGACUUGUAGCUUUAUACAACAUGGCCUUGAUUUUAACUAUAAAACUAACGUGAGAACAUAUUAAAAUUAUUUUGAACGGGUUACUCAAGUAUUAUAAGAUAAGUCAAAUGAUCAGCCGAAGAUCCUCAAAAACGGAUCUAAAUAUGUCGAGCGUUUAUAGGAAUUUCCGUUUUAAAGUUGUACCAAAAAUUUUCGUGUUAGAAUUGGGAAUUUUUAUAUUAUUUCUACUUGAGCUUUAUCCAUUUUUACUCAAAAAAAAAGUGUCCCUAAAGUUUUUGGUCCGUUUGGAUACGGUUUUCUAUACAAUCUUGUAUGACCGUAAUAAAACGGGCAAAAAAAAAUUUUAUGCAAUUUUGGGGACAUUUUUUUACUCGUAUUAGGAUGGAAAGAGCUCGUGAUUCUGAGUGGAAAAAAUAUAAAAAUUCCAAAAUCUAAAGUGCAAGUCGGGGGUACAACUUUAAAUAGAAAUGCCCUUAUUCGACUUAAUAAUACGUGAAUAUUAGUGAGUAACCCGUUUAAAAUAUUUUUAAUAGGGCCUUAAUUGUCCAGCUCUUAGGUCGAGGCUGCCUCAAAAGGCUAUCCAGCUGUGUUAAGAUAUUUCAAGCUGUAAUGUCUAUUGACAUUAGCUGAUUUGUUCUGCCAAGCAGCUCCAUGUAAAUAAACUUAUAGUUAGUUCCUGGAUAGAACAUACACACGUGCAACUAAUCUAGCCGUGGGUGAAGUCGAAUCUGCGAGGCUAUUUUCUUUCAAUGUGUGUUUUCAAGGAUAUAUAAAUGGCUGGCUCCGGCGCGGCGGAGCUCCCUUAAAGGCUGGCGUCCACUAGGCUCGCCGAGGCGGAUCGCAAUAAUUCGCCUUCUACAUUCUACAUUUACUAUGAAACUGCGUCUAUUGACGAAGAGCCGCGGCGCGUCGAAUCGAAUUUACCAUUAUUAAAUAUAUUAAUAACGGGUCACUCACGUGUUUUAAGUCGAAAACGCUCGACAUGUUUCACUCCGUACCGAGGAGCGUCAUCAGGACCCCCAGGCGCAAGAGGUCUGCGCCGGUCCGUCACCGUCGACGCAAGCUCCUGAUGACGCUCCUCGGUACGGAGUGAAACAUGUCGAGCGUUUUCGACUUAAAACACGUGAGUGACCCGUUAUUAAUAUAUUUAAUAUGUCUAUGUCUCACGGAAGUUUUGUUAUUAGAAUUUACCAUUCAUAGUAAAUGUAUAGAAGGCGAAUUAUUGCGAUUCGAUUCGCCUCGGCGAGUCUAGUGGGGUGAGGUGAGGUGGUGUUACGAGAGUCCAGAGUCCUCGUCCAAAAAGAGCCAAAUAGCCCGCGUUCGAGAAUACCCUUGUGGGUUACACCGUUUCGUGAUAUGGUGGUUAUUGUACAUAUUAAAGGUCAUAAACGUGCUCCACCACCCACAACCCCAAUGCAUCAAUAUGUACCCAAUACUUCAAUAAGCCAACGAGCACUUAUGUUAUUAAAGGUUAAACAGGUUAGUGGCUUCUCGUCUCCGGUCUUGCAGGAGCAAAACCAUAGGUUUUGAGGACAACUUGUCAGGCGUUUAUGCGGUCUACAAACGUAACAACAUUGCACUCUGGCUAUAGUGAGCGAUAGGGACGCAGCUAUCUGUUAGAAUAAGGGAACCGUUCCAAAUCAAAGUAUAGCUGGGUCCCUUUAGAAGUUUAGAUUAUUGUGAUAUAAUAUAAUUGAUAGAUUUGAUAGGUUUGUAGAACGUUUUAAUGUAAAUUUCCUUCUGAACGCGUCAUGACAAGUGUUAUGUGUGUAAAUCCCCUUAUUUAUACUAGAUACUUGCAAUAAAAUGAAACAAAUUGUUUGAU